Molecule: messenger RNA, 631 nt
Organism: Solanum stenotomum
Lineage: Eukaryota; Viridiplantae; Streptophyta; Magnoliopsida; Solanales; Solanaceae
Product: auxin-responsive protein SAUR71-like
Exons: 2
Coding region: 71-448 (125 amino acids)
Biological process (GO): response to auxin
Source: RefSeq, a predicted model, not a curated record
UACAAGAAAAACAAACCAAAUCCUAAAAUUUUCAUUAUACCAUCAAACAUUAAUUAAUUAAUCUCAAAUUAUGGUGAAGUCCAAGAUCAUUGGGAAGUUAUUGAAGGCUCAAUAUCUUCAUCAAUUGAUUCUCAAUUCCAAAAAAAUGUCAAAUAAUAAUGCUGCUACUACUACUACUAGUGAUCAAUUUUCCGUCGAAACGCCACGUGGCAAGACAUUAUUGGUGCCAAAUGAUGUGAAAGAAGGACAUUUUGCUGUUUUUUCAGUGAAUCCUGAAGAGGAACGACAAAGGUUUGUGGUGAAUUUGCAUUGGCUAAAUCAUCCAUCUUUCUUGAAAUUAUUGAAAAAAGCUGAAGAUGAAUAUGGAUUUAAACAACAAGGUGUUCUUGAAUUUCCUUGUCGUGCCGAGGAAUUACACAAGGUUCUUGCUACUGGAUGUUCGAACUAAAGUCUCACGUUAGUAGAUGAAAAGAUAUUUAAGAAUCUACAUAUAUGCUAGGCCUUGUGCUCAACUAUUAAUAAAUUUACAAACUUUGAUUGUGUUAUUCUUCAAUUAGACUUAAUUAUUUUAAUGACAAUGUUACAUCUUCUAAAGUAUAUGUAUUAGUGUUGAUCAUGGAAUUGUCUGCUU